AAGUAUAGAAAGUCAAUUGUAUAUUAGAAAACAGCAUGCAGGAGGAGGCCUUGAAACAUACUUGCUCAAGAAAAUUUCUGAAAACUACCUUCAUACAUCUAACGUAGGAUAUAAUAGCCAUACGUCAGUAGGUAUACGUAUUCUAGAUACUAGCAUGCAGGAAGAGGCCUUGAAACAUACUUGCUCAAGAACAUUUCUGGAGACUAGCACCAAACAUCUAACGUAG
Molecule: messenger RNA, 226 nt
Organism: Funneliformis mosseae
Lineage: Eukaryota; Fungi; Glomeromycota; Glomeromycetes; Glomerales; Glomeraceae
Source: the annotation of a GenBank genome assembly